AUGGUGUAUCCCGAAACUUUUCAGGCCCUUGGAGUUGUGGACUAUGAUGACUGGUUGCACCCAAAAACAUUCGAGUACAAGCCGCAAGAGUUCAGAGAUUAUGACAUCGACAUUGAAAUUGAAGCUUGCGGAGUUUGUGGUUCUGACAUUCAUGCAGCCAGUGGAAACUGGGGCCGCCCAUAUGCUCCGGUGGCUGUAGGUCACGAGAUUGUUGGAAAAGUGGUGAAAGUCGGCCCCAAGGCCAAAAGUGGGAUUGAGUUGGGAGAUCGGGUUGGAGUUGGUGCCCAAUGUGACUGUGACAACAGCUGCAUUGCAUGCGAGUUGAAUUUGCAAAGCAACUGCAGAAACCAUGUGGGGACAUACUUUGGCCACAACAAAGACACUGGUUUCAAUACCAUUGGAGGAAAUGCGUCGCACAUUAGAGUCAAUUCGCAAUUUGCAUUCAAAAUCCCACCUCUGCUCAAGACAGAACAUGUUGCUCCUCUUUUAUGUGGAGGAAUCACAGGCUUCUCUCCUCUUCUUCAGCAUAAAGUCGGCAAAGGAACGAAAGUCGGUGUAGUUGGCAUUGGUGGUAUUGGACAUAUGACCAUUCUCUUUGCGAAAGCUUUGGGAGCAGAAGUGACUGCUAUAUCCCGAACUGACUCUAAGAAGGAUUUGGCAGAGAAACUUGGGGCAGACCACUAUGCCGCCACCUCUGAUGAAGAGUUUGAAAAAAAAUAUUCCGACACGUUGGAUAUCAUUGUGAACACGGGCAGUUCUUUUGCAGGUCUGGCGGUGGAGAAACUUUUGAAAAUGCUUCGCCCUAGAGGCAAAUUCGUAUUUAUCACCGUGCCACCUUCGGGUGAGAAUCUCGAGUUGAGUCCAGUGCAAUUAGUUCUGAACAAUGCUUCCGUUCAAGGUUCCUCGACCGGCUCGCUUGAAGAAAUCCAAUUCAUGCUUGAUUUUGCCGCAGAGCACAAUAUUCAGCCCUGGGUUGAGACAAUUGAUAUUUCGGAGGAAAACUUGGGCAAAGCAUGGGAGAGAGCUCAGAAGGGCGACGUGAAGUUUAGAUUUACGAUGGUGGGAUACGACAAGUUCUUCAAAAAGAAAUAG
Messenger RNA from Clavispora lusitaniae ATCC 42720, 1092 nucleotides. Its product is annotated as NAD(P)-dependent alcohol dehydrogenase. Gene Ontology annotation, molecular function: zinc ion binding; alcohol dehydrogenase (NADP+) activity. Lineage: Eukaryota; Fungi; Ascomycota; Pichiomycetes; Serinales; Metschnikowiaceae. The record is from RefSeq and is a predicted model, not a curated record. Gene Ontology annotation, biological process: alcohol metabolic process.